This is a messenger RNA of Acanthocheilonema viteae, 602 nucleotides long. The record is from the annotation of a GenBank genome assembly. NCBI's taxonomy places the organism in Eukaryota, Metazoa, Nematoda, Chromadorea, Rhabditida, Onchocercidae.
AUGAAGGAAACAGACGAUGAAGAAGAAAAUAAGUCAAGUAAAUUUGAUCCUGUGAAUAUUAAAUUCCAAUACAUUUUUGAUGUUCUAAACUUACAACUUAAGCAACAGUUAAUUGAAACACAACGACGAAGUUGUGAAAAUAGAAAUAACUUAUUACUCAUAAUAGAAUGGUUAUCGACUAGCAACCCAACCUUAGCAGCUAGAUUAUUAUUACAAAGAAGUGAUAUUAUAGCCAAAAGAGUUAAUGAUAAGUUAUUAGUAGCACUAUGCAAUGUUAACAAAUCUGAAUGGAAGAAAGUCGAAUUCCAAGCAGGCAUCGUUAGUACAUUCGAAAUUGAAAGAAUUAAUGGAGAACUAGAAAUAUUAGCUCAAAGAUACGAAAUUAUCAACUUAAAAACUAAUCUACCAAAACCAGAGUCUCUUUGGACAGAACUAGAUCAACAAGGAGAAGAUUUAAUCGAACAAUUUACAGCACAAUUUGAGAAAACUACUGAGACAAUAGAAGAAUUAGCACAGAUAAUAGCUCAUUGGAAAUUCAUCAUUACUGGUGUAAUUAGCUCUGUAACUUUAAUUAUGAUUAUUGUUGUAGAACUAAAAUUUAA